AUGGCAGUUCUGCAGUUUAAUCCAAAUCAUUAUUUUAUGCUCAGCAUUGAGUUAUUAUUUCCACAUCCCUGCAACACCGGCUGGCAUCACUUCCAGGGCAGUUGUUACCUGUUCUGGACCAAGACUCUAACGGACCGCACUUUUGAUGGACAUCAGAAGAACUGCAUAAACAAAGGUGGCAAUUUGGCCAGCAUUCACAAUCACGCCGAGAAUCAAUUCAUCUAUGGUAAAAUACGGGCUAUCGGUGGUUGGUUCUGGCUCGGAUUCGAGGACCACAAUGGUGAUAAGGUCCUGCAGUGGACGGAUCGAUCGCCGGCAGAUUACUUGAAUUUCGGGAGUUCCAACUUGCCCUCUGGUCGCAGGCUGUGCUCGAACAUGCAGUCAAACUCUGACAAAUGGAGUGUUUCUCAGCAUUGUACGAGCAACGCACAAAGCAGCGUAUGCAAGAAACCAGCAAACCAACUGCCAUGUGAAGCCGCCAUUUGCCUGAAUGGAGGAAUCUGCGUGCCAAGUGGUUCAAGCUACACUUGCAAAUGCGAGAAAGGCUACACUGGCAAGUACUGUCAGAAAGAUGUUGACGAGUGCAAUACGGCCAACUGUAACUCCUCUCAUUGCAUUGACGGCCUUGGCUCGGCCAAAUGCCUGCCGCAGUAAAUAAAACCAGACCGCCUUGAUAUUCAACAUGACGCAUUAACAUUAUUAGUGUCUCGGUAUUCGUUUUUUCGUAUUUUAUUUGUGGAUAAGUCAGUGUCUCAACUUUAACUAUUUAUGUAAAAGGCAAAGUAAGGAAAAGUUUAUAUUGAGCUUGACAGUACAUCACCCAUUAACUAAUUCAGAACAUUUGCAGAUGCUCAAAAGAGCAACUGCCAAAUUAGGACUUAACCGUCACUGUGAAAACACGUUUUUUUCCCAAAUGCUACGUCAGCAAGCGCAAGCCAAUGACCUCAAGAGCAUUGGGGUACGGCUUGCGAUCACAGGAUUUUAAGACAAACAGAUUCAGCAGGCUUCAUUUUGAUUAAAUUCAGUCCAUGUAGGGCCUAAACAUUAGUUUGUUUGUUUAACGGCAAAAUAAUAAACAAAACGCGGGUUUAGCAAUGUGCAUUAUUCAUUUCCUGAAAGCCCAAAGAUUUACCCAGUGUAAUUUCUUUUCUCAGUUCGGUUGAAUCAGUUUUAGGGUUUAUUUUCGAUAUAAUCUUCUGUAAUUGAUUUUUCAUUCGGAUUUGUUUGCAGGUAUGUUAACAAUAUCUUAGUUUCAAGAGGAUGUGGUUUUUCGGUUAAUACUACACAGAUAUAAUUUCCAAAAAACUAAAUGAUAAAGCUCGUUGCAGAGGUGUGAAAGGAUAUGCACAAUAGCAAAAAUGUGUUGGGUUUUUAACAACGUCUGUAAAAGCUGCGGCUAUUUGUUCUGAAUAUUUGCCAAGCCGGUUAUGACUUCAGUGAAUAAUUCAAUACAAUAAA
This is a messenger RNA of Patiria miniata (bat star), 1458 nucleotides long. RefSeq names its product versican core protein-like. Gene Ontology annotation, molecular function: calcium ion binding. The coding region runs from base 1 to 654 and encodes 217 amino acids. The record is from RefSeq and is a predicted model, not a curated record. NCBI's taxonomy places the organism in Eukaryota, Metazoa, Echinodermata, Asteroidea, Valvatida, Asterinidae. The transcript is spliced from 6 exons.